Cercopithifilaria johnstoni is the source of this 1107-nucleotide messenger RNA. Lineage: Eukaryota; Metazoa; Nematoda; Chromadorea; Rhabditida; Onchocercidae. The record is from the annotation of a GenBank genome assembly.
AUGGAUCAUUUUGGAAGUCCAUCGCAGUCGACAUCAGUGAUAACAUCACUAGGUGGUCAGACACCGAGCAGUGGCCAUGCUGUUGGCCCAGCAUCAAUACUUACUGGAUCAGGGCCCAGUUCUAUCUUAGGUUCAGCUGGUAUUAUCGGGGGUUCAUCAGUAACGCUUGGACCAGGAUCAAUAGUGAUGGGAAGUGCGAGUGGACCAACAUCUAAUCUGAGUAGUGUUGGCUGUGUUGGGCCUAGUUCAAUACUUGCAAAUGCUGGACCAAGCUCUGUACUUGGCGGUAGCAUGUUGGGGCAACAUGGCGGACCAGGGUCAGUGCUAAAUAGCCAAGGUGGUCCAGGCUCACUGCUGAGCUACAGCGGUGAACGAGGUGGACCUUCAAGUGUUAUAAAUGUUGGUGGAAAUCCUGGAUCAGUUUUCCAGGAUAUGAAUCCAUCUUCGGUAGGUCCAGGCAAUCUUGCAGUACCGAUGACGCCUCUUGCUGGUGACCAUUUUCAACCAGCAUCAAAUAUUCCUAUGGUUUCAACAAAUCCACCACAAACGCCUGGAUCGCAACUGAUUGAUAUCCCAUCGCCAGCGCUUCAAAAUAUAGUAUCUACUGUUAACUUAGGUGUGCCACUAGAUUUGAAAAAAAUAGCACUUCAUGCUAGAAAUGCAGAAUAUAAUCCAAAGCGUUUUGCCGCUGUUAUAAUGCGUAUUCGUGAACCUCGCACAACUGCUCUGAUAUUUUCAUCAGGGAAAAUGGUUUGUACAGGAGCAAAAUCUGAGGAAUCAAGCAGGCUUGCUGCACGAAAAUAUGCCAGGAUAGUACAAAAGCUCGGUUUCAAUGCAAAAUUUACUGAAUUCAAAGUUCAAAAUAUGGUUGGUUCAUGUGAUGUGCGCUUUCCCAUACAGUUGGAAGGCCUGUGUUUAACCCAUACUCAGUUCUCUACAUAUGAACCGGAACUCUUUCCUGGAUUGAUUUAUCGAAUGGUGAAACCGCGAGUUGUAUUACUCAUUUUUGUUAGUGGGAAGGUUGUUAUAACAGGUGCUAAAUAUAAAAAAGAUAUCGACGAUGCAUUCAAUCAAAUUUAUCCAAUUUUGAAGGGUUUCAAAAAAUAA